Molecule: messenger RNA, 2944 nt
Organism: Amphiprion ocellaris (clown anemonefish)
Lineage: Eukaryota; Metazoa; Chordata; Actinopteri; Pomacentridae
Gene: nbn
Product: nibrin
Exons: 18
Coding region: 129-2678 (849 amino acids)
Biological process (GO): telomere maintenance; mitotic G2 DNA damage checkpoint signaling; double-strand break repair via homologous recombination
Cellular component (GO): nucleus; Mre11 complex
Molecular function (GO): damaged DNA binding; protein binding
Source: RefSeq, a predicted model, not a curated record
AUUAUGACGUCACGCAGAGGCGCGCCGAGGCCAGCUUGUUUGUAAAUGUAGAGUUUAGCAUAAAAUGUGGGAAAUUUUCUGGUCCGCGUUUGGUUUUAAGUGAUGAAAAGGCAACAAAAGGCAGCAAAAUGUGGAUUCUGACGCCGCUGCAGCCCGGAGGUGGAACUCAUUACCUCCUCUCUGGUAAAGAGUAUGUUGUGGGACGUAAGAACUGUGACAUCCUCCUCCCCAGCGAUCAGUCCAUCAGCAGGGCUCACGCUCAGCUCACUGCUUCUGAUGAGACUCUGAUUCUAAAAGACACCUCCAAGUACGGCACAUUCGUCAACAGCGAGCGUCUCACAGCACCAGUGAGCCUCAAGUCAGGAGACGAAGUGACGUUUGGAGUUUUUCACAGCAAAUUCAGUGUGGGUCGUCAGAAGCCUGUGGUUUGUUCAUCAUGUCUGAACAACGAAGGCAAAGCGACACUCUCUCAGGCUCUGCAGGCUUUGGGUGGAAACCUGGUCAACACCUGGACCGAGGACUGCACACACCUGGUCAUGCCUUCUGUUAAAGUCACCAUCAAGACGAUUUCUGCUCUGCUGUGCUGCCGUCCCAUCGUGAAGCCGGAGUUCUUCUCAGAGCUCAACAAAGCCGUGCAGCAAAAGUUAGCGCCUCCUAAAGCUGAGAGUUUCACUCCUGAAAUUGACGAGCCCAGCCUGAAUAAAGAGGAAGUGAACCUCGGAGUGAUGCCGGCUCGCCAACAGCUUUUCACUGGGAAGACCUUUGUUUUCCUGAGCGCCAAACAGCUGAAGCGCCUGAGUGCAGCGGUGAAGUUUGGAGGCGGCAGCAGUCAGCUGCUGGAGGAAAGUUCGCUGCUCAGAAACCUGCUGGAGUCUCCACAGACCUGCGUGAUCGAUGUUAUAACAGGAAACUCCCAAACUCUGCUGCCUCCGUCCACCACCGAGUGGGUAAACUCUGUGAGGAGCAUCGUGCAAAGAAAAGGCCUACGAGUCAUCACAGAGUCUGAAAUCGGUUUGGCUGCCAUCUACGCCUCCUGUGACAAAUACUGCAACCCGUCCAACCUGAUGCCAGACUCAGACUCUGCACCUAAAGUUAAACCCAGGAUUCCCAGCGCGUCGCUGUCUCAGAGCGUCGCUGUGGAUGAGACGGUUUUACCUGCAGCAACUCAGAACAUCACAGCUUAUGCAGCGAACACAGAGACUUCACAGAGGAUGGAGGUGUGUGAGGUGACCGGGGUGGCUGCAGUGGGAGAAACUCCAGAAAAGAAGCAAAACCAGCUCCGUGAAGCUCAGAACACAGCAGCUGAGUACGUCGUGGCCGAUACAAUGAGCUCAUCGCUCAACAUCACGGAGAACUCACAGAGGAAGAAACUUGACUCCAAACUCACAGAUGCAGGUACUACUGACGUCAUACUACAGCCCUCCUUUCCAAAGACCAACGGUGGAACGAAGGCUUCCUUCUUUAGGGAGUCUCCUCAAAAGCCUAAAACUUCUGCACAAGCCUCCCCACAGAAACAGUCGACUCUGAUCAACUUCUUCCAGCCGGUCGGCAAGAAAAGGCCUUGGGAGGAUGAAUUCUCAGAUGUCAUGUCGGAGCCAAAGCGACCCGUUCUGGAACCGUCCAUCACCGUCCACAAAACAAACACCACUAAAGAAAUCUCCUCACCUUCACUCAGAGGCGUUUCUGAGACUCCACCAGAGUCGGAGGCUGAUUUGUUCACAGGACGGCGAGAAGAACCACUGAACAGAAAGAGGAAGGAGAUGGAGGCGGAGAUACAGAUGGAGGAACUGGAGUCCAUCAUGUCUGAAGAUAUGGACGGCUUCGGCGAGCAGCUCUCAGAUGAGCAGACGCACAAAUCGGCCAAACAGAAACAAGGUUUGACUGCAGUGGAGUCUUCAAGCAAGAGGCAGCGGGUCCAGCGAGAAGAAGAAGCAAAUGGAACAAGCAGACAACUAAAGCUGCAGGCUGGCCUGGAGAAGAAGUCAAGUCUCCAUAACAUCCACAGCCAGAGACCUGAGCAGCACGUUGUCGUUGUGAAGACGGAGCCGCUUCACCCGACAGACUACAUGACGACUAAUAAAGAGUCCAGGAGUGAAAAACCAACUGCAAGCACAAGUAGAAACAUAAAACCUGUACAGGAUGAUGAUGCAUCCUUUGUUGAGGAUUUAGAGCUCAUCGAAGCAGAUAUUACCCAGCCUAAAGACGACACUAAAACUCUGAAACCUGUCAGGAUCAAGCAGGAGGUCCAAGAUUUAGAGCUCAUCGAAGCAGAUAUUAGCCGGUCUAAAGACGACACUAAAACUUCUCUGAAACCUGUCAGGAUCAAGCAGGAGGUCCAAGAGUCUAAGAUGGAUGAAGGCCUUCCUCGUAAUCAGGUGUUGGUGGAGUUCAGAUCUCUCACUGUGUCGGCUCCUCCGACAACCAAACAGAAACAGACGCACUCCAAUGGCUGCGCAAAGAACUUCAAGUGUUUCCGAAAGAACCGUGUGCCGGGUUCCGACGGAUUCCAGCACAUCAUUGGAGGAUCCGACCUGCUGGUUCACAACAGGGGCAAGAACACUGAUCUGGAUGAAUGGCUGAAGGAUGCAGCAGAGGAGGAGCGUCAGAGCAGGAGGGAAGAGGCUGUGGGAGACGACCUGUUCAGGUACAACCCCACCAAACUGGCCAAGAGACGAUGAAAUACCUUCAUCUAGAUGUCCUCCAGAGGGGAUUCAUUUCAAAGGAAGUACGUGUUCAUAGAAGGACUCAAGAAAUAUCAUCGAUUCUGUCAUAAUUCUUAUAUUUCUGUUCUGUCUUGUUCUUCUCUAAUUAAGCCGCUGACAGUAAGCAAUGUAACAAGAGAGUCUCACGAGUUUUCUCAAAGUUUUUAUUUGUCAAUAAUAAAAAAUAUGGCAUACAAAACAUUAAAAACUCUUCAGUUGUACAAGAGAGCUUGAAAACUCUA